UGUGCGUUUGUGUGUGUCUGGCGGCGCUACGAGGAGGACGCGCCAGGAAGGAAGGAAGGAAGGAAGGAAGGAAGGAAGAAGGAAGAGCCAGAGUCCUUCUCCUCCUUCUUCUUCUAUAUAUAUAUCUCAAAUCGAAAGGACUAAGUGAGAAUUUUAUAAGUGAAGGAAGGAAGGAAGGAAGGAAGGAGAGGUGUGUUAAGUGCCUCCUUCACUUCUACUACUACGACUACUACUACUGCUACGACUACUACGACUACUACUUCUACUACGACCACCACCACCAUGUUGAAGGUGGUGCUGGUCGCCUGGGUGGCCGCGGCCGUGGCGGGGCUGCCUCAGGGGGACUCGGAGCGCCGCCACAGCCUACAGAAGCGAGCCUACCCCCCCGCCGCGCACCCCGCACCCAUCAUCGUGGGCGGUGGGUUUGGCGGCGGCGGCGGCGGAGGCGGUAAAGGCGGCGGUAAGGGCGGCGGCAAAGGCGGCGGCGGUGGCUUCGGUCUCUUCGGAUUUGGCGGGAAAGGAGGCGGCGGCGGCGGCGGCUACGGAGGUGGCGGCGGCGGAGGUAAGGGCGGCGGAAAGGGCGGGGGCGGCGGUUUUAGUCUCUUCGGAGGUAAGGGUGGCGGCGGCGGCGACGGCGGCUACGGUGGUGGUGGCGGCGGCGGCAAAGGCGGCGGAAAAGGCGGCGGCGGCUUCAGUCUUUUCGGUGGCAAGGGCGGCGGCGGCGGCGGCUACGGUGGCGGUGGUGGCGGCGGCAAAGGCGGCGGAAAGGGCGGCGGCUUCAGUCUCUUCGGCGGCAAGGGCGGCGGCAAAGGCGGCGGCGACGAUGAAGAUGGCUUUAUCUACGUGGAGGUUCCCGCGCCCGGCUACGGAGGCGGCGGUGGAUAUGGCGGCGGCGGCGGACAUGGCGGCGGUGGCGGCUAUGGCGGCGGCUUUGACUUCGGUAUCGGCUCCAGCGGCUUCAUCGGCAGCAAGGGUAGCGGCGGCGGCGGCGGUAAGGGUAAGGGCGGCGGCGGUAAGGGUAAGGGCGGCGGCGGUGGCGGCUACGGCGGUGGCGGCGACGGUAAGGGCGGCGGUAAAGGCGGCGGCCUAUUUGACGACUUCAUGAAGAGCGUCGGGGACCUGUUUACCUUCGGCGACAAGGGCAAGGGAGGGCGUGAAGCGGCGCCCACGCCCAUCCUCGUGUACGGCCCCCCGCCCCCCCAGACCUACGGACCUCCUCCCUCACCACCCAAGGCUUCCUACGGCCCCCCGCCCCCACCCCCGCCCCAGCACUACGGGCCUCCUCCUUCCCCGCCUAAGGCAUCCUACGGCCCCCCGCCCCCACCACCCUCAACCGGCUACGGCCCCCCGCCCCCACCACCCUCAACCGGCUACGGGCCCCCUCCUAAGGGCGGCCACCACGCCCCCGCCCCGACCUACGGCGCCCCCAAGCCCACGGACAUCAUCAUCGGCACCCACGGCGGCGGCGGACACGGUGGCGGCGGCGGACAUGGCGGCGGCGACGGCGGCGGACAUGGCGGCGGCGGCGGCGGACAUGGAGGCGGCGACUCCUACGGCCCACCACCACCACCACCACCACAAGAGUAUGGACCUCCACCACCUCCACCUCCACAAGAAUACGGGCCUCCACCAACACCACCACCACAAGAAUACGGGCCUCCACCAACACCACCAUCACAAGAAUACGGACCACCAGAAGACACUUAUGCAGCACCACCACCACCACCAAAAGACACUUAUGCACCUCCACCACCACCACAAGAAUACGGACCACCAGAAGACACUUAUGCACCACCACCACCACCACCAGAAGACACUUAUGCACCUCCUCCACCACCACAAGAAUACGGACCACCAGAAGACACUUAUGCACCUCCACCACCACCAUCGGACACCUACGCCCCCCCACCACCACCAAAGGGAUCCUACACUCCCCCUAACCCCCCACAGGAGAUCUUCGCCCCCCAUCCCGCCUCAUUCACCCCCACCUCCCCCCCUGGCCCCCUCCUCCCUGCCCCAGACAGCCACGGGGUCCCCAGUAACCCACUCCCCAUCCAGUCCCACACACCCUCCCUCCCCCCGCCUCUCCCCCCUCUCUAUCGAGCCCCAUCGGAGACCCACGGGGGAGGUAGCUACGUGCCCCCGCCAGCCCCCAGGGUACUCAGUGGUAACUACAACCGACCCUUGCCUGACGAGCCGGAUUGUGAGGCAUGUGAUCAGGCCCCGUGGGUACCCUUGGAAGGCGCCCCAGCUAUCUCCAAGUCCCCCGGUCCCGCCCCGAUCUCUCCCCAUGGCCCCAAGGAUGUGCUGGAUGGAGCCCCGGCGCCCAUUGACAUCUAUCCCCCCGGCGGUCCUGACAUCGACAUCCGCUUGCAUGGUGACAACGCCGUGUCUUCCAGUGAGGACACCAGCGGACCACUCUUCAUCACUGGCGACGUGGCGACCGAAGGCCGAGACCCCCGCAAGGAGACCACGACCUUUGGCCUCGACAGCAACGAAAUCCCUACUGACGAUUAUGAGCUUGAUCUACGUUCUGGCAUCGACAUCAUCCAGACCACCACCUCAGACGUGGCCGAUGACAACGUGCUGAAUACUGUAGUGAGCAACAACGUCAAGGGCCACGGGGGUUCCUCUGAGGCGCCGCUGUUCAUCCCCGAGUACAACAACAGCCCCGCGCCGAGUCCAGGUCCCGGUCAUACGUCAGUGGUCGGGGCGGUGCUGGACGCUAAGUUUGAGAACAUCCCCGCGCCCGCCCCAGCUCCGAAGUUUGAGAACAUCCCCGCGCCCGCCCCAGCUCCGGCCUACCAGACCUCACAAAUCGACGGCGGGAGCUCCAUCAUCAGCAAGGGGGAGCCACAGUUUAUCAGCGAAAGCUACGGUCAACCCCAGCAAGGCGGCAGCGUCUCAGUGUCGGACCCGGUGUUCAAGACGGUCUCGGCGCCGCAGUUCAUAUCCGUAUCUGGAUCCGACGCACCGAGUAUCCAACAGCUGACUUCACAAGGCCACAGCCUCGGGACACAGGCCGGCGCCCCCCCCUCCCAGUCCUACUCGGCGUCCGCGGGCCUGCAGGAGAUUGCGGCGCCGCAGAUCGUGGCGGGGGCGGUGACAGUGGUGAGCGAGGGGGAGCCGCAGUUCGUGUCUCAGACGAUCGGUGACGCGGGGGAGAGCGUGUUCGUGGAUUUCGGCGAGCCCACCGCCAAGGGCGUGUCACAGCCGGAAUACCUCGGCUCCUCCGGCUCGUCCGUGCAGCCGGGGAGCCUCGUGGGCAUCUCGGAAGGCCCCGUGUUCGUGGACUCGUCUCAGGGCGUGGCCGGCGGCGCACAAGUCGUUUCCGUGUCACAGCCACAGUUCAAGGGCACGAGUGAGCCGCAGUUUAUCGGCGGCAGCGGUUCGCAGGUCUCGUACAGUGGCGGCGGCUCCAUCUCACAGGGCCCCGUCUUCGUGGACUCGUCUCAGGACGUGGCCGGCGGCGCACAGAUCAUCUCCGUGUCACAGCCGCAGUUCAAGGGCGUAAGUGAGCCGCAGUUUAUCAGCGGCGGCGACGCCUCGUACAGUGGCGGCGGCUCCAUCUCGCAGGGCACCAUCAUUGGCUCAUUUGAGGACGACCACGACGACCUUGGGUCCGUGGAGCUGGCCGGGCCCGCGCCAGGCGCCUCCAUCCAGCACGGGAACCUUAUCGGCCAGUCCAUCGGCCAGGGGCAGGACUCCGUGAGCCACUCCGUCAGCCAGUCGUUCAGCUUCCAGCAGCAGCAGCCCUCCAUCCAGCCCGGGAAUCUGAUAGGCUCAGUGAGCUCCGGCGAGACAUUUAGCGGUGACCAGGGCUACGCGCCGCCCCGCGAGACACGUGCCAACAGCCAGGAGACGAUCAUCCAGCCGGGGAACCUCGUGGGCCAGAACCUCGGCAGCUACUCAGGGGACAAGGACACACGAGAAGACAACGGCGAGUCCUUCAGCAUCCAGCAAGAAGCAUCCAUCCAGCCAGGUAACCUCGUCGGGCAAAACCUGGGGAGCUACUCAGGGACCCGGGACACACGCGCAAACACCGGCGAAUCGUUCACUAUCAAUCAGGAACUGUCCAUCCAGCCGGGUAACCUCGUGGGCGAGAGCCUCGGCAGCUACUCAGGGACCCGGGACACACGCGCAAACACCGACGAAUCGUUCACCAUCAAGCAGGAACCGUCCAUCCAGCCGGGUAACCUCGUCGGGCAAAACCUCGGGAUCUAUUUCGGGCCACGCGAGACACGAGAUAACACCGCCGAGUCAGUUAGCAUCCAGCCUGAAGCGUCCAUCUCCUCCGGCAACCUUGUGGGCUCCGUCACGACCAGCCACGGCGAAUUCCAGUUCCCGCAGAGACAAACCCAAUCAUUAAGCGGUGGCAACAGCGCUUCCAUUCUCCCUGGCAACCUUAUCGGGUCACAUAGUCGAGCUCAGAGCGGUGGUCGAAGCCUGAACCAGUUAGGCGGUCACACUCAGUCCUCCAGCCAGUCAAACACGGGUUCAGGCGGCUUCGUGACCCUCGGAAAGCCUUUCUUCGUGUCCCAGCCGGAAAUUCUCGAGUCCACGUUCUCCUCCGCGCUCAGCCAAGACAAUGUAGGCCUCCCCCUCGCCCCCGCCGCCGCCGCCCCCCGCCUCAAAACCCCUGACAUGGGCUCCCUCCCCCUGGCUGACUCCUCCCAGUUCUCCCCCUCCUCCCCCUCCUUCCCCCCCUUCUCCGGCGACCUGGACACCACCAAUGACAUCGUGCAGUCCAUCGGUAACUCCCUGCCCAGUCCUCUGCACACCGACGCUUCAGUAGAACCGUCGGACCACCCUGCACCUCCGCCUUCCAGCCGUAGUGUUGCUUUGGGUUCCUCCGCCAAGCCGGCCAGCACCAACGGCCUCACAGCCUCUGGUCUCGGCUCGGCGGGGACCAUCACGCAGGGAGAGUCAGGCUUUGCAUACUCGGCUCCGGGACAGACGGUUCGCUUUUCCUUCGGCAGCCCAGGCGGCCGGAAAGCCAAGAGUGCCGUCGGCUUUACACCAUCCACAUUUACCAGGUCUAGCGGCGGUGUUGAUGGAGGUGCAGCCAUUGACGACACCAUCCGGCUGACGCGAGGCACGGCUGGUGGGACUGCGCAGGCCAACCUCAUCACCAAGACACAGGCUGAUGGUGGUGAUGAAAGUGACAUUGGUGAUAAGUUUAACACCACCAUCACUACCGAUCCAGUCACCACCACCACGGCGAUCCCCACCACCACUACACUGGCUCCCAUCACCAUCACCACUACACUGGCUCCCACCACCACCACCACUACACUGGCUCCCAUCACCACCCCCACUACACUGGCUCCCACCACCACCACCACCACCACAGCGGAUGCGGUCUCGUUCCCACCCAAGUUCAUCACCACCACCACCGAUGAUGUUACGUACCCGCCCAAAUUCAUCUCCAGGACACGAUUCAGACCUGUUCCAAGCCGACCCUCCUCCUCCUCCUCUUCUCCCCCCUCUUCCUCCUCCUCCUCCCCUGGUUCCUCCUUCUUCUCCCUUCCCAAGCAUGAAGUUAAGCAUCUCGGUUUUGUCUCACUUCGCCCCAAGACCUCUCCAUCCUCCUCCUCCUCCUCCUCUUCCUCCUCCUCUCCCAACCAGGACAGCAAAGUAAAGCAUCUAGGUUUUGUCUCCUUUCCACCUAAAAUCUCCUCUCCCUCCUCCUCCUCCUCCUCCUCCUCCUUCACCACCCAAGAAGACAAAGAAAACGAACCCAUCUCAACCUUACCUUCAACACUCAAGGAAGAGGACAAGGAAGAGAAGAAGAACCAAGAGGAGGAGAAUUUAGUGCCCUUAGGACAAGAGGACAGCGGUCAGCAGGAGGGCAGCAUCACAGAGGCAGAGGUUGCGGAGAUCAGCAGUACCACCACCACCAUCACCACCACCCCCUCCCCCCUCACCACCACCACCACCAGUAGGAGCACCGUCCCCCGCAGACGUGACCACCUUCUUCCCUUCGGCGCCAGAAUAGUGAAGCGCAGACGACCCUUCCUCGGCAGGGCAUCACCAGCGUCACCUUCAUCGUCAUCAUCAUCGUCAUCGUCAUCAUCAUCAGCGUCUUCGUCUGGUAACAAUUAAUAUGGUGCCUGAUAUUGUUUUUUUUUAUCUUUCUUUUUCUUUUUUUAUCACCUCUCUCUCUCUCUCUCUCUCUCUCUCUCUCUCUCUCUCUCUCUCUCCCCGUGGCUCUCCCAAAUGACUGAUGAUGAUGAUGAUGAAGAGGAGGAGGUCGUGAUCUGCAUGCGUGACCUGACUUGACCUGACCUGACCUAAGCAAUGUAAGGUGUUAGUGGUGACCUUUUGUAGCCGGUGACCUAUCUUGGUGACCUCUGUUAAUUAAUGUGUGUGUGACUUCUCAUGACCUCUCUUGGGUGUCUAUGUGACUUUGGUUGACCUCAAGGAAUGCUGGAGGUCAAGGUCAAUGUGAAGUCUGACCUUUUUUUUGGCUUUGAUGUGAAUGGCAGUUUUAUUUUUGUUAAUAUUAUUUUUUAUUUAUUUAUUUAUUUAUUUAUUUUUGUUGUGGACUGAGAUUGUUAUGUUUUUGUUCUUGUUUUCCUUUUUUCCUGUUUUCCUUAUUGAAUUUCUGAUCAUUAUUUCUUUCAUUUUUUUAUCUCAUUGUUAUUUGUUUAUUUGUCUGGCAUUUAAAUUACGAUGAUCAGUUUUUUUUUCUGUUUUUCCUUUAAUAAUUCUGUCAUGAACUCAAAUUACAAUGACACAUUAUUCUCCAUCCUUCUCUUUAUUUUUUUUUCAUUUAUCUGGCUGACUAAAGUUAACUCGUAUGCAAAAUUCAAUUACUUCAUUUUUUCCUAUGAAUAUUUUCCCUUGUUUUGCUCACCACCCAUUUUUUUAUAUUCUCAACUGACUGACUGUUUUUAAUCUAAUACUCAAUCAGUUUAUUUUUCCUCCUCUCUUUAUAUUUCAUCUCAUUUUUGUUUAUCAUGCAAGUUGUUUUUAUUUUUACACCCAAUCGACUGACUGUAUAUUGCUAGCGUACAGUCGGUUAGAUUCAUGCACUGACACAAUCAGUGAUCAGUCAGUCUUCAGUUACUUGGCUGAGCUGCCUGCAUGAGUGGCUGGCUGUCUUGCACCAAACUGUUCAUUUAUAACUAUUCCUAUUGACUGCCUUGUGUCAUCAUGCGACUAAAAUAUUCUUGAGCACUCAGUUUCCUUUUAAUAUAUUUUUUUUGUUGUCUAUCAAGCAUGUCAUGUAGGACUCAGUUCUGACUGACUUCAAUCAUACUCUAUUAUAAGCUGUUCCUGAGCACCAAGUUUCCUUUUUAGAAAUAUAUUUGUUUUCUAUGGAGAAAAAUUCCCUCUCAAAACUGUUAGUGUUGGCUGUGACUUCUUGCAGCACUAAGUUUACAUUUAGAACUUUUCUUAUUUUAUAAUUUGCACGAUUCUUUCUUCCUUAUGUUAGUGUUGCUACUGACUGACUUCCUUCAUGCACAU
Messenger RNA from Eriocheir sinensis (Chinese mitten crab), 7473 nucleotides. RefSeq names its product mucin-19-like. The transcript is spliced from 12 exons. NCBI's taxonomy places the organism in Eukaryota, Metazoa, Arthropoda, Malacostraca, Decapoda, Varunidae. The record is from RefSeq and is a predicted model, not a curated record. The coding region runs from base 283 to 6105 and encodes 1940 amino acids.